CCCACCUGGGCGGCCUGGACCCGACGAUGACCCGCUCCGCGGCACCCGCCGCCCUCGCCGCCGCCGCGCUCGGCGCCGCCGCGCUGCUCGGCGCGCGCGGCGCCGCCUUCGCCGCGCCGUCUGGCGCAGCGGGCGCGGCUCUGCACAGCGCAGCGGCGGCCGGCCGGGCCGCGCCGGCGGCCGCUGGCGCCCCGCCGGCCACCGGGGCCGCGGCGGCGCUGGCCGCGGCUGGGCUGGUGGCGUCCGGGCUGCUCGGGCGGCGCCAGGCGCGCGCCGCGGGGGCGGCGGCGAAGGCCGUGCGCCGCGACCUGGCCGUGGCGUACGAGGACAGCGGCAUCGACCUGCUCGACAACGGCCAGUUCGCGCAGGGCCUGGUGGGGGCCGAGGGCGCGUGGGGCCGAUACGAGUUCGACCCCGCGGGCUUCUCGCGCUACACGGAGUUCGUGCCCUGGUUCCGCGAGGCGGAGCUCAAGCACGGGCGCAUUUGCAUGCUCGCGUGGUUGGGUCUGGUGGUCCCAGACUUCGUGCGCAUCCCGGGCGAGCGCUACUCCUUCGAGGCCGUCCCCUGCGUCCUCGAUGCUCACGACCGGCUGAAUGGGAGCGUGGGCGUCAAUGUCCAGAUCCUCAUUUGGAUCUCGGUCGUGGAGCUGUGUUGCGCCAAGAAGGUCUUCGAGUGGAACUCCGUGGAGUGUGCGGGCGACUACAACUUCGGGAUCCAGUUCCUGCCCAAGGACGAGGAGGGUCAGAAGCGGCUGCGCCUGGCCGAGCUCAAGAACGGCCGCCUGGCCAUGAUCGGAUUCGGCGGCGCCGUCACUCAGGCCGUGCUCACGCACAACCCCUUCCCGUGGCUGUACUGA
Prorocentrum cordatum is the source of this 857-nucleotide messenger RNA. The record is from the annotation of a GenBank genome assembly. NCBI's taxonomy places the organism in Eukaryota, Dinophyceae, Prorocentrales, Prorocentraceae.